Perca fluviatilis (European perch) is the source of this 11776-nucleotide messenger RNA. It is a transcript of the gene col12a1b, whose product is annotated as collagen, type XII, alpha 1b. The coding region runs from base 279 to 10955 and encodes 3558 amino acids. The transcript has 77 exons. Gene Ontology annotation, molecular function: protein binding. Lineage: Eukaryota; Metazoa; Chordata; Actinopteri; Perciformes; Percidae. The record is from RefSeq and is a predicted model, not a curated record.
AGCUGGGAGCAGCCCUCCUGUUAAGUAGCAGAUAGUGUAGAGAGUCUUCCCACUUGGAAAGAGGCUCGCCAACGCAUCUGGGAACCAAAAACCCGCUGAGCUCUCUGACUUCAACACCGGGCCACCUCGCUCUCCUCUUUCUCAGGUUGGGGGUCUACAACAGUGACUUUAACCUUUUUUUUUUUAUUAUUAUUUUUUAUUUCUUGAACCAACCCAAAGAAAUUCGACAGUUUCCUCUAUAGCUCCAUUCAUGUGCUGCUGAGCCAGAGGAGCUGAAGAUGAAGAGCCGGCUGUCUCUGGUGGCGGCUGCCCUCCUGGCACUGCUGCUGACCUCCUCUCAGGCCCAGGAUCAAGUCGAUCCCCCGUCAGAUUUGAGGUUUAAGAUUUUAAAUGAGAACACAGUGCAAAUGAUCUGGAGCAGACCACAGUCGAGGAUACAGGGCUACAGAAUACAUGUGACCUCAGACACAGAAGAACCAACAAAAGAAUUUACUCUGCCUGCAUCUGCGACUAAGACCUCCAUCUCAGACCUGAGUCCAGAUGUGGAUUAUACCGUAACAAUAUCUGCGUACGCUGGAUCAGAGGAGAGUCUGCCUAUCUCCGGCCAGAUCACACUUGAGUCAGCUGGCGGCACAGGAGGAGCUUCCAGGAAACCAGACCCUUCAGAUUCAGUCAAAUGCUCUUUCAGUGCCAUUGCCGACGUGGUGUUCUUGGUGGAUGGCUCCUGGAGCGUGGGCAGGCCGAACUUCAAAUACAUCCGCAACUUUAUUUCAGCGGCGGCCGGCGCCUUUCAGAUCGGAGAGGACAAAACCCGGGUGGCCGUGAUCCAGUACAGUACCGACCCCCGAACCGAGUUCAACCUCAAACGCCACUUCACCCGACCGGCACUGCUCCGCGCCAUCGGCUCGCUCCCGUACAAAGGAGGAGACACCAUGACAGGCGAUGCCCUCGACUACCUCCUGAGAAACACUUUCACCGAGGCGGCCGGUGCCAGGACGGGUUUCCCCAGGGUGCUGGUGAUCAUCACAGAUGGCAAAUCUGAGAGUCCGGUGGAGAGUUACGCCAAGCAGCUCAGGAGCAGCGGGGUGGAGAUCUUUGUCCUCGGUAUCCAACAGGCAGAUGAAGAGGAGAUGAAGCGGAUGGCCUCCACGCCUUACAGAAGUCACAUAUAUAAUGUCGCCAACUUUGACUCGAUCAAAAAUGUGCAGAAGGAGCUCAUCACUCAGGUGUGCGCUGGCGUCGAGGAUCAACUCAGCUCUCUCGUCAGCGGAGAAGAAGCCGUUGAGCCUGCCUCUAACCUCCAAGUCCUGGAGGUGGCCUCAAAAUCCGUGCAGUUGACCUGGGGCGCCUCUAUCGGAGAGGUUUCUGGAUACAAGGUGCAGAUGAUCCCCAUGAUGGCUGGCGCCAAGCGGCAGGAGCUGUAUGUGGGCUCGACCCAGACCUCGGUGAUGGUCAGAGACCUUUCUCCAGACACAGAGUACCAAAUCAGUCUGUUCGCCCUGAAGGGCCUGACGCCCAGCGAGCCCGUCACAGUCAUGCAGAAGACGCAGCCAGUUAAAGUUUCACUGGAGUGUUCUCUUCGCGUGGACGUUCAAGCCGAUGUCGUCCUCCUGGUCGACGGUUCCUACAGCAUCGGCCUGGCUAACUUUGCUAAAGUCAGAGCUUUCCUGGAGGUGCUGGUGAACACCUUUGACAUCGGGCGAGAUAAGGUCCGGAUCAGCUUGGUCCAGUACAGCAGGGACCCCCACACCGAGUUCUACCUGAAAACUCACCACGACCUGAGCGCCGUGGUCAAGGCUGUGAGGACUUUCCCGUACCGCGGCGGCUCCACCAACACCGGCAGGGCCAUGAGCUACGUGAGAGAGAAGAUCUUCCAGGCCUCCAAAGGGGCGCGACCCAACGUUCCCCGCGUCACCAUCCUCAUCACUGACGGGAAGUCAUCCGACGCUUUCCACGAUCCAGCCACCAAGCUGCGGAAUGCUGAUGUGGAGAUCUUCGCGGUGGGUGUAAAGGAUGCUGUACGAUCUGAGCUGGAGGCCAUCGCCAAUACACCUGCAGAGACCCAUGUGUACACUGUAGAGGACUUUGAUGCCUUCCAGAGAAUUUCCAAAGAACUCACGCAGUCCAUCUGCCUUAGGAUCGAGCAAGAGCUUCGCAACAUCCACCAGAGACAACUGAUCCAACCGAGGGCCCUUUCCUUCUCAGAGGUCGGCCCCAGAAGCUUCAGGGCCAGCUGGGAGAUCGACCCCACUGCCAAGGUCGAGUCCUACUUGGUUCAGUUCAAGCCGGCAGACGAUGAAGGCGGGCAUUAUGUGUCCAUGUCUUUGCCCGGGGACACACUCACCACCCUCCUCCCCUACCUGACUCCAAACACUCGCUAUGAAGUCAAAGUUUUUGCUCAGUAUGAGAACUGGGACAGCUUGCCCGAGACCGGCUUUGAGACCACUUUAGAAGAACUAGGCUCUGUGCAGAACCUAAGAGUGUCUGAAGAGACCACAGACAGCUUCAGAGUAUCAUGGCAGCCAGCUCCUGGAGACGUCACUCGCUACAAAUUGACCUACGAACCCGCAGGGGACGAGAGCUCCAGGCUGGAGACGACCACGGUCCGCGCCGAGACGACCAUCGUGCUGCAGGAGCUUCAGCCGAAAACCACCUACCGCGUCACCGUCACUCCUGAAUACCCCUCCGGCUCCGGAGUGCCACUGCAGACGGAUGGCACCACCAAAGAAGAGGUGGGACCUCCUACAAACCUGGUCACCAGCGAUGUGACUGACUCCAGCUUCGCAGCGUCCUGGACGGCGGCGCCUGGCAACGUAAAGAUGUACCGGGUUCGAUGGAACUCACUGUUCUCGGAGGAGACUGGAGAUAAAACGGUGCCGGGAGAUGUGACCAACACCGUGCUGGACGGUCUGAGUCCGGAGACGCUCUACCAAGUUUCCGUUGUCGCCGCCUACGAUCAUAAAGACAGCAGGCCACUCACUGGACAGGAAACCACUGACGUCUCCGCUGCUGGUAAAAAGUUGACUGUGUCGGACGAGACCGAACGAACCAUGAAAGUCACAUGGACGCCGGCUCCGGGCAAGGUGACCCACUACCGGCUGAAGCACAUUCCCAUCGGUGGAGGGAAAGAAGUGGCCCUCAAGAUCCCCGGGACGACCACUUCCACCGUCAUGAAGCGGCUGCAGCCCACGACCACUUACAACAUCAUUGUUCAUCCCAUCUACAAGCGCGGGGAAGGAAAAGCAAGGCAAGGAGUAGGAACGACACUGUCGCCCUUCAAGGCUCCCAGGAACCUCCAGACCUCAGAGCCCACCAAGAACAGUUUCAGGGUCACCUGGGAUCCAGCACCCGGACAAGUUAAGGGCUACAAAGUGACCUUUCACCCUCAUGGCAAUGAUAUUGACCUGGGGGAACUCCUGGUUGGUCCCUACGACAACACAGUUGUUCUAGAGGAACUUAGGGCAGGAACAAAGUAUUCUGUUGCCGUGUUUGGCAUGUUUGACGGAGGGGAGAGUUUGCCUCUGGCAGGAGAGGAGAAGACGACCCUCAUGGACGCUCCGGAGCCGCCUUCUGUCGAUCCCUCUGACACUCAGUGUAAGACCUCCGCGAAGGCCGACCUUGUGCUGCUGGUCGACGGCUCCUGGAGCAUCGGCCGCAUCAACUUCAAAACCAUCCGCAACUUUAUUGCUCGCAUGGUCAGCGUGUUCGACAUCGGCCCCAACAGAGUCCAGAUUGGUCUGGCUCAGUACAGUGGAGACCCAAAGACCGAGUGGCACCUGAACGCCCACCCGACCAAGGCGUCCCUGCUGGAAGCCAUCGCCAACCUGCCAUACAAAGGAGGCAACACCAUGACAGGGAUGGCUCUGAAAUACAUCCUCGACAACAACUUCAAAGAAAAUGUGGGGUUGCGUCCCGACUCCCGCAAAAUUGGUAUCCUGAUCACUGACGGAAAGUCGCAGGACGAAAUCGUCUUCAGCUCGGAGAAGCUGAGAGACAGCGAUAUCGAGCUCUACGCAAUCGGUGUGAAGAACGCAGACGAGAACGAAUUGAGGUCCAUCGCCUCUGACCCCGACGAAAUUCACAUGUACAACGUCGGCGACUUCAAGUUCCUGGUGGACAUCGUUGACGAACUCACCAUCAACCUGUGUAACAGCGUCAAGGGCCCAGGAGGGGAACCGGAGGCGGCCACAGACCUGGUGACCUCAGAGGUGACCCACCGCUCGUUCCGUGCCACCUGGACUGCACCCGGCAGCCCCGUUGACAAGUAUCGCGUCACUUACGUGAUGGUGGCUGGAGGACCCACUCAGGAGCUGCUGGUCGAUGGGUCGGUGAACACUGUAGUGCUGGAAGGCCUGUCCCCUCUGACCGAGUACAUCGUCAAUGUUUUCUCCGUGGUCGGCGAGGAGAGCAGCGAGCCUCUGAAGGGCACCGAAACCACCUUGCCGCUGCCAGCAUGCAAGAACAUGGAGGUUUUCGAGGAGACCUCGAGCACCAUGAAGGUGAGCUGGGACGAGGCGGACGGGGCCACGGGCUACAUGCUGCUCUACAAAUCCAUCAACGCCACUGAGCCUCAGCUGGAGAACGAGGUACGUGUUGGCGGGGCUGUAACUAGCGUCCAGCUGGUGGAGCUGAUCCCCAGCACAGCGUACACCAUCUCCCUUUAUGCGCUGCAUGGAGAGGCUGCCAGCGACCCUCUGGAGGGGAGAGGAGUCACCUUGCCCGUGCCUCCUGCUGGAGUCCUGAGAAUCACCGAUGUCACUCACAGCACCAUGAGGCUCAACUGGGACGCUGCUCCCGGAGCCGUCCGCAAGUACAUGAUCACCUACAAACCAGAGGAGGGAGACCUGAAGGAGGCUGAAGUCAACGGGGACAUCACCACCCUGGACCUGUCCAGCCUCAUCUCCCAGACUGAGUACGAUGUGGCCAUCACACCGAUCUACGAUGCGGGACCCGGAGCCCCAAUGCUCGGAAGCGCCAUCACAGAUGUCGUUCCUGCGCCCAAGAACCUGCAGUUCUCUGAGGUGACCCAGACCUCGUUCAGAGCCACGUGGGAGCACGGGGCCCCGGACGUGUCUCUCUACCGCAUCGGCUGGAACAAGAAGGGCGAAGGCAUCCCCCAGUUUGCCAUCAUGAAUAGCGAUGAAACCUCCCACGUCCUGCAGAACCUGGACCCCGACACCGAGUACUCUGUCACCGUCACGGCCAUCUACCCCGAUGAGUCGGAGAGCGAGGACCUGAUAGGAAGCGAGCGUACAUUGUUAAAGGCUCCGGAUGUGCCCGCUGAGCCUCCUCGAAACCUGAGGGUUUUUAACGCCACCACCUCCACACUGACGGUGAAGUGGGACCCCGCCCCCGGGAAUGUCCAGAACUACAAGAUCACUUACAAGUCCGCCACUGGAGGCGAGCCUCUCUCAACGCAGGUUGGAGGGAAGAAGACCACUGUCACCCUGCCGAAGUUGGAGCCCGACACGCUGUACUCCGUCACCGUGGCCGCCGUGUACCCCACCGGCCUCAGCAAAGACAUCAGUGGCGAAGGACAAACCAAGCCUCUGGGUGGAGUGAGGAACCUGCAGGUGUUGAACCCCACCAUGACCACCCUGAACGUGCGAUGGGAGCCCGCCGAGGGCCGAGUAAAGGAGUACAAAGUCAUUUAUGUCCCGGCCGCCGGAGGAGCUGAGAGCAUGGAAACGGUGUCUGCAAGCACAACCAGCACCACUCUGCGAAGCCUGCAGCCCGACACCCUCUACACCGUCUCUCUGGUUCCGGUUUACGCUGGCCGAGAGGGAAAGACCAUGUCUGAGAAUGGAAAGACAAGGCCACUGGGAGGAGUGAAGAACCUGAGGGUGACGGACCCCACCAUGACCUCUCUGACUGUGAACUGGGACCCGGCUGAGGGAGCCGUCCGCCUCUACAAGGUCUUCUUUGUGCCGGUGGCUGGUGGCCGAGAGGAGAUGGAGCAAGUUCCUACAGGCACCACCUCCAUCAUUCUCAGGAACUUGAUGCCCGACACGCCGUACACAGUGUCAGUGUUACCCGUCUACCCAGCCAGGGAGGGGAAACGCCAGUCAGAGGACGGAAAGACGCUGCCUUUGGCCGGAGUGGGCAACAUGAGGGUGACCAACCCGACCAUCACCACUCUCACUGUGACCUGGAAUCCUGCCGAUGGAAACGUUCAGGGCUACAAAGUGAUCUACAAACCUGUGGAUGGAGGACUGGAGAUUGUGGAGCAAGUGUCGGAGAGCACCACCACAACGAUCCUAGAGAAGCUCCUGCCGGACACCCGCUACACCGUCACUGUGGUCCCGGUCUACGCAGAGGGAGACGGACCCAGCCUGACCGACGAAGGGAAGACAAAGCCACUGGGUUUUGCGAGAAACCUGAAGGUUACCGAUCCCACCACCAGCACCCUGAACGUCCGCUGGGACGCCGCGGAGGGAAAUGUACGCGAGUACAUCGUGAUCUGGGUGCCCACUGCCGGAGGAGAGCAGGAUGUGGACCAGGUGUCUGGGACCACCACCUCCACCGUCCUGAGGAAACUGGAGCCCAACACUGAGUACACCGUGACCGUCGUGCCAGUCUACCACGAGAUGGAGGGCAAGUCGCAGUCCGCAAACGGGAAGACAAAUCCUUUGGGUGGAGUGAAGAACUUGCAGGUCAUCGACCCGACCACCAGCAGCCUGACGGUCCGCUGGGAUCCAGCGGUGGGAAACGUCCGCAGCUACAAAGUCUUCUACGCUGCUCAACCAGGAGGAGAAGAAAAAAUGGAGGAGGUCUCAGGAGGAACCACCACCACCAUCCUGAGGAAUCUGGACACCGACACCGUCUACAAUGUGGCUGUUGUUCCCGUGUACCCGGACGUGGAGGGCAUUCGGCAGGCUGAGAAGGGAAAGACAAAACCUCUGGGUGGAGUGAAGAACCUGCAGGUGACCGACCCCACAACCAACUCCCUCCGGGUACGCUGGGAGCCUGCCGAGGGCGACGUCAGGCAGUACCAAAUCAUCUACGUCCCCGUCAGCGGCGGAGCCGAGAGCGUGACUCAGGUAUCUGGAAUGACGACCAACGCGGUGCUGAGAGACCUGCGGCCGGACACAGAGUACAAAGUGACGCUGGUGCCUAUUUACCCUGACGCGGAGGGGAAACGUGCAUCGGAAAACGGAAAGACAAAGGCUCUGGGCGGUGUGAAGAAUCUGCAGGUCACUGAUCCCACCACCAGCUCCCUGAAGGUGCGCUGGGAGCCGGCGGAGGGCAACGUCCGCCAGUAUCGCAUCGUCUAUGUUCCUGCAGCCGGAGGCGCCGAGGACAUGGAGCAGGUUUCAGGCGGCACCACCAACACCAUACUGAGGAACCUGCUGUCGAACACUGCCUACACUGUGACUGUGGUCCCAGUUUACCCGGAGGGAGAAGGUCUGCGCCAGUCUGACAACGGGAAGACACUCCCACGCACGCCACCCAGGAACAUCCAGGUGUACAACCCCAGCCCCAACAGCCUGAACGUGCGCUGGGAGCCCGCCUCAGGCCAGGUUCAGCAGUACAGGGUGGCGUAUUCCCCCCUGAGUGGAGCCAGACCCUCUGAGUCGGUCCUGGUUUCGGGAAAUAUCAACAACGCCUUCCUGGACAACCUGAUCCCAGAUACUCCUUAUUCGGUCAGUGUCACGGCUCUGUACGCCGACGGAGAGGGAUCAGCAGUCAAAGACAACGGCAGAACACUGCCUCGUGCCGGUCCCAGGAACAUGCGUGUGUUUGAUGCCACCACCAGCACCCUCACCAUCGGCUGGGACCACGCAGAGGGUCCCGUGAGGCAGUACAGGAUCGGCUACGCUCCCAUGACCGGCGACCCCAUCACCGAGUUCACUGUGGUUCCGGGCAACAGAAACAACGCCAUGCUGCAGAAUCUGUUCCCCGACACCCCGUACAACAUCACUGUGGAGGCCAUCUACGCCGAGGGUCCCGGGGGGUCCCUCAAUGGAAACGGACGUACAGUCGGCCUGUUGAGUCCCAGGAACCUCCGUGUCUCAGAUGAGUGGUACACCAGAUUCAGAGUGGCCUGGGACCCGGUGGCUGCUCCGGUCCAGGGAUACAAACUCAUCUACACUCCUGCAGGCACAGACCAGACCAUAGAUUUCUUUGUGGGUGACGUGACCUCAUACACUCUGCACAACCUGCUACCUGGAACCACCUACGAUCUUGAAGUGGUGGCUCAGUACACCAGCGGCAUGAGUGCCCCGCUCCCUGGACAGGGAACAACACUCUACCUGAACGUGACCAACAUUGAAACUUUCAACGUCGACCACGACAAGUUCUGCAUCAAAUGGACUGCUCACCGAGCGGCCACGUCGUACCGCAUCAAACUCAACCCUGCCGACCCCUCUAGCAGAGGACAACAUGAGAUCACCAUCCCCGCCGGUCUGCCUCAGUACUGCUUUGACGGACUGUCUCCUGAUGCUCUGUACCACGCCACGGUCUUCGUUCAGACCCCAAACCUGGAGGGUCCGGGAGUCAGCACAAAAGAGAGAACAUUGGUGAAGCCAACUCCAGUUCCAACGCUCCCACCAGCCCCAACGGCUCCACCCACCAUCCCCCCAGGAUGGGCAGUCUGCAGAGGUGCCAAGGCAGAUGUGGUGUUCCUCAUCGACGGCUCCUGGAGUAUCGGCGAGGAGAGCUUCAACAAAGUCGUACACUUUGUCUCCGGCAUGGUCGCUGCCUUCGAUGUCAUCGGACCCUCAGGAAUGCAGGUGUCGUUCGUGCAGUACAGCGACGGAGCCAAGACCGAGUUCAGGCUCAACGCUUAUCAGGACAAAGGGGUCGCCAUGUCUGCACUUAAACUCAUCCCUUACAGAGGAGGAAACACCAAGACAGGAGCGGCGCUGAAACACACCUACGAGAAGGCCUUUUCGAUCGAAAAUGGAAUGAGGAGAAACGUUCCCAAAGUGGUGGUAACGAUCACUGACGGACGCUCUCAGGACGAGGUGAAGAAGAACGCUGCCAAGCUGCAGCACGCAGGUUACAGUGUUUUCGCCAUCGGUGUUGCCGAUGUGGACUUCGUGGAGCUGCAGGGGAUCGGCAGCAAACCCAGCGACAGACACGUCUUUGUGGUGGACGACUUUGACGCUUUCGACACCAUCAAAGAAAACCUGAUCAACUUCAUUUGUGAGACCGCCACAUCAUCGUGUCCCCUGAUUUUCCUGAAUGGAUUUACUUCACCUGGCUUCCGGAUGCUCGAGGCGUUCAACCUGACAGAGAAGACCUACGGCUACGUUAAAGGUGUCUCCAUGGAGCCGGGCUCCUUCAACAGCUACACAGCAUACCGACUCCACAAAAACGCAUUCCUGACUCAGCCCACGAGAGAUGUCCACCCUGACGGUCUUCCCCACGCCUACACCAUCAUCCUGAUGCUCCGCCUCCUGCCCGACUCGCCCACCGAGGCCUUCGACAUCUGGCAGGUGUCUAACAAAGAUCACAAGCCAGAGACCGGCGUCACCAUCGACCCCUCCAGCCAGACGCUGUCCUUCUACAACAAAGACACGCGCGGUGAGAUCCAGAGAGUCACCUUCAACAACGAUCAAGUGAAGAGGAUGUUCCACGGAAGCUUCCACAAGCUCCAUAUCCUGGUUUCGUCCACCGGCGUCAAACUCAACAUCGACUGCCAAGAAGUGGCUGAAAAGGAGAUCAAGGAGGCUGGAAACACAUCCAGCGAUGGCUACCAGGUUCUGGGCAAGAUGUCCAAGUCCAUCGGCUCCAAAGGAGAAUCAGCAACUUUCCAGCUCCAGAUGUUCGAUAUUGUCUGCAGCUUGGGCUGGACCAGCCGGGACAGAUGUUGUGACCUCCCGUCUAUGAGAGAUGAGCUGAAGUGUCCGUCUCUUCCUAACUCCUGCACCUGCACCUCAGCAGGCUCCGGGCCGCCGGGACCUUUGGGACCGAUGGGUGCCCCCGGCAACAAAGGUCCCCGAGGUGAAAGAGGAGAGGCCGGUCCCGCUGGACCGAUCGGCCCGCGUGGAGAUAACGGACCACCUGGGCCCAUGGGUCUGCCCGGCCCUCAAGGACCCAGCGGGCUUUCGAUUCCAGGAGAAGCUGGCCGCCCUGGACCGAAGGGAGACCGCGGUGACUCGGGCUUACCUGGACCGAAAGGUUUACCGGGUCAACGCGGUGCUGUCGGCCCCAUCGGACCAGCUGGAGUCAGGGGCCCUCAAGGAAAGGAAGGAACAGCGGGACCCAGAGGCCCUGCCGGGCCCAUGGGACCUCCAGGAUCUCCUGGAGCAGCAGGUAGCACAGGAAAACCAGGAAACCCCGGAGACCCUGGCAUUAAUGGUGCUGUCGGUCCAAAGGGAGACAAGGGAGAGAGAGGCGACUUUGCUCCUCAGAACAUGAUGCGAUCCAUUGCCAGACAAGUUUGCGAGCAGCUGGUCGGCGCACAAAUGACUCGCAUCAACACGUUACUGAACCAGAUCCCCAAUGGCCAGUACCGCAGCAACAACCAGGGCCCUCCGGGGCCUCCAGGGGCCGACGGCAGGCAGGGACCCCGCGGAGAGCCCGGCGCCGCAGGAAGGAACGGUUUCCCUGGUAGUCCAGGAUCACCCGGUCAGCCAGGAGAGAGAGGUCCUGCAGGAGAGAAAGGUGAACGAGGAACAUCAGGAAUCGGACAGAAAGGGCCGAGAGGACCUGCUGGUCCACCAGGAGAAAGCAGGACAGGACCCACCGGCCCUUCAGGCUCUGCCGGACCUCGUGGUCCCCCCGGACGUCCUGGCUACGCCGGAGUCCGCGGGCCUCCUGGACCUCCUGGAUACUGUGACUCUUCUCAGUGUGUCGGGAUUCCUUACAACGGCCAGGGAUACGGAGGCCAAUAUCCACCUGAACCCGACACCCGAGUAGUCCCAGACCCCGAGGAGGAAGAGCUGUCGAAUAACCAGCGUCGAAAGAGAUCACUAUCAAGAAAGGCAUCCAGCAGGCUAACAUCAUAAGACAAGCCAUCUUCUCUUUUUCUAUUUUUUAUUUUUUUUGUCUUGUUCAACCGGUUUGUUGUUUGGAUUUAUGCACAUUAUACACACACCAAAAAACGGGGUUUGACACCUCGACUUUAUUGGAAAAAAAUACCUUUGAAUGCCUUAAAACGUAUGUGAAUAUUCAUUUUUGUGGCAGGUGAAGGGUGUGGACGGAGGGGAGGGAGUUUGGGCACGAGUGUUUAAAAAAAGAUGGAAGAAAAAAAAAAGUUAAGAAACCAUGAAAAGAAAACAACCUGUGAGCUUUCUUUUUCCACUUGUGUCUUCUGCUUGUAACAUAUUUGCAUCCAGUUUGUUUGAACUAGCAGUGUUGAACAGUGCACUCAUUGUAACAAAGCUAAAGAAAAAAGACAGAAAAUGUUUGUUCACAGAUCAUCCAGUUAUGUUCAAUAUAAUCCUUCUCAUUCAGCGUCGUCUUCUAACCCAGGUUCAGUUUCAUAAUGGCAGUUAAACACAGCUUUCAUUUUGUAUCUCUAGCUUAAUAUUUAUCAGUUUUCUUUAUUCAGUCACAGCUCAUUUUAACAAAAGGUGGAAUUGCAUGUCUGUGGUGUAUAUUUAGUACAUGUUUUUUGUUACAUUUCAUUUUGUUUUAACCAGAAUAUAGUUGUUGUAAUUCUUGUCAUUUUCUCAGUAUCGAAUGCAGUCAAAACCUGCGUGCAACACUAUGGAAGUGGUAUUGCUGCUUCAUGUUUAAACUGCAGAUUGUGAAUUCCACAGCCUUAUUUUCUUAUUUAUUUCUGAAAACAGAAGAGGCAUUUUUCAAUAAAACUACUGAAAAUUUA